AUGGCGACUGUUGCCCGUGAAAACCAGACCUUUACCCUCCCCGACGGCCGCGUGCUGGGCUUCGCCGAGUACGGCGACCCGGACGGCACGCCGCUGCUCUACUUCCACGGCUUCCCGUCGUCGCGCAUCGAGGCCAGCGCGGUGCUCGAGGUGGCCAACCGGCGCGGCCUCCGGUGCAUCGCGCUGGACCGCCCGGGCUUCGGCCUGUCGUCGCCGCAGCCCCGCCGCCGCAUCCUCGACUGGCCGGCCGACGUCCGGGACUUUGCGCGCGGCAUGAACCUGCCCCGCUUCGCCGUCCUCGGGCUCUCCGGCGGCGGGCCCUUUGCCCUCGCGUGUGCGCGCGCGCUGCCGCCGGAGAUGCUCUCGGGCGUCGGCCUCUUCGCCAGCGGGCCGCCGUGGUUCGCCGGCGCCCACCACAUGUCGCUGUACCGCAGGCUGCUCAGCAGCGCCGCGACGUACUGCCCCGGGGCGCUGAGGAUCGCGACCGACGCCCUGGUGAGCACCGCGCGCUGGCUCGCGACCACCGGCCCGGUCGUGCGGCGCAUCGACGGCUGGCUGCUCGGGCUUCGGCAGGCCGCGGACCAGGUCGCCCAGCUGGCCGUGGCGGAGAGCGGCGGCGCGGCCAAGGACGCGAGGCCGAAUACGACGCCCAAGCGGACGAUCCCGGAGGUGCGCUCUGAGCUGCUGCGCGUGCUGCUCGACGAGCCGUUCGCGCAGGGGGCCGCUGCGGCCGUCGACGAAGCGAAAUUGUUGUCGUCGCAGGAUUGGGGCUUUAAGCUCGAGGACGUCGACUACGCCACGGUCCGGCUGUGGCACGGCGCGCGGGAUACGAACGCCCCGGCAGUCAUGAUCCGGUACAUGGCCGACAAACUGCCGCACGCCGUCCUGCGCGAGUUCGAGGGAGACACGCACUACACCAUGUUUAAGCAUCUGGAGGGCGCCCUGGCCGAGCUCGUCCCGCAGGAGGCGCCGAAGCUUGCGACCAAGGGGGUUUAG
Molecule: messenger RNA, 996 nt
Organism: Ilyonectria robusta
Lineage: Eukaryota; Fungi; Ascomycota; Sordariomycetes; Hypocreales; Nectriaceae
Product: Alpha/Beta hydrolase protein
Exons: 1
Coding region: 1-996 (331 amino acids)
Source: RefSeq, a predicted model, not a curated record